AUGACUCUUCUCUCAGCAUCUUUAAUAAUGUUACUGAUAUUUUUGCACUUGGAUCCAAAAGAUGUCAGUCCCUAUCCGAUUCUCCUGGAAAACAGCCAUCCAGAUUUGAUGAUACUAUCUUAAAAAACAAAAAUGUCAUGUCCGAAUAGCCUUAGCUGUAACUUCCUCAUGGAUUCCUUCAAGGGUGGAUCAUCUUGUUUUAUGGGUGAUGGUUAUUCCAGCAACCCUGGAAUGUACACCCCCUUAUCUGCAGACUACGGAUAUUCCGAGAUGAGAAACAUACAGAAGCUGAGACCGUCUCCACAAACGUGUAAAAACAAUCCUUCUGGCAACUUGGCUUUUGGAAACGUUCAGUAUGCAUCAUACCUGUCCCAACGACCGGCCACAUGGACCCCGGGCUCCAAAUCCAGCCGAGACCAACCUGUUGCACAGAGUUUACAUCCCUGUUCGUUUCCCGCAGGCAACGUCAAAGAGGAGGCUUUUUGUUGUCUUUAUCAGAGCGACUGUGGUAAUAAGGGAAAAGAGACAACAGAGUCGACGGCUUACAUCCGGCUACAAGACAAUAGCCGCAGGCCUGAGCAAGCUGCCCGCUCGUCUAGCGGCUGUUUCCAGACGUACAGGGAGGCCAGGCCGCAGCAGGGCAACCAACAGCAGUUUCCCUCCGGCUUCUCUUCUCUGACCCACUUGGCUGAUGAUUCAACAGAAGAAGAAACAACAAUUAGUUGCAGCAAACCGCCGAAAAAAGCAACCGAGGUUUCAAAAUCAGUGGAGAGUCAGAGCAGAAGGGAAGAGGCUGUAAAGACUGACAGUUGCUCUGAUAACUCGGACGAAGAAUUAAAAGAUGAUAUGAAAGAGACAAGAGGGAGCUGGUUAAAAGCCAAAAGUGGACGAAAGAAGCGCUGCCCAUACACAAAGCAUCAGACGCUGGAGCUGGAGAAAGAGUUCUUGUUCAACAUGUAUCUGUCUCGGGAGCGCCGCCUGGAGAUCAGCCGGAGUAUCAACCUGACCGACAGACAGGUCAAGAUCUGGUUCCAAAACAGACGCAUGAAGCUCAAGAAGUUAAGCAGAGAAAGUCGGAAUAGAAUGCAGUUUUACAACUAUACUUGAAUCCUGCGCUUUAAACAAUGGCUAAUCGCAGCACUUCAGAUAACAUAAAGACAGACUGAUACAUCACAUGUUGCGACAAUAUGCAUUAUUUCUCCUAAAUGUAGACCUAAUGUAACUUUUGCUAUAGACUCAAUGGAAUACUUUUCAGGGUUGCUUCUACGGCACACUGCAGUUUUAUCACCCUGCAAUCGUACCAAUAAGAGAGGGAGGACAUCUUU
Boleophthalmus pectinirostris (great blue-spotted mudskipper) is the source of this 1325-nucleotide messenger RNA. It is a transcript of the gene hoxc10a, whose product is annotated as homeobox C10a. Gene Ontology annotation, molecular function: RNA polymerase II cis-regulatory region sequence-specific DNA binding; DNA-binding transcription factor activity, RNA polymerase II-specific. The record is from RefSeq and is a predicted model, not a curated record. Gene Ontology annotation, cellular component: nucleus. Gene Ontology annotation, biological process: regulation of transcription by RNA polymerase II. Lineage: Eukaryota; Metazoa; Chordata; Actinopteri; Gobiiformes; Gobiidae.